AUGAAAGAGACACAUAAACAUUCGAAUCUACAAUAUCUGGUAUAAUGGAUUUUCAAAUAUUUCAACGAGAAUGAAAACUUAAUUUUGAUUGUCGUUUGUCAAGAAAUGUCGAUGAGAAAAAUAUCAGACAUGUAAAGCUAAACAUAGUUCAAUUAACAUCAAUGUUCAACGCGUAAAGUAAAGCCAAUAUUUCCAAAAGAUGUAAAAAAAUCGAGCCAUAGCUGGAUCAAUCCUCUCCAUCUGAUCGAUCGCAGUCGACAGUUAUACGAAGCGUAGGUUUCCACUAUUUGACGCGUGUAUUUCAAAUAUUCUUGAUUUCCCAGGAGGAAAUGAUGAGCGAGGGCGGUGACCACGAGAGUUGGGACGACGAGAUGAUGAUGAACGAAAAUAACGAAACGCCACUGCCGAUGCGCCUACCACACCCUCGAAUUCCAACGCCACGAAUCCAUCGAUCCCUGAACAAUUCCGAGACGUCGUGAAGAUGAACGAUUACCUGACGACGGGACGCCGCCAAGAGUUCUGGGAGGAGCCGUUCACGCGACGCGUUAUGGACGCCAUUAAGAGCAAAGAACUGGAAAUGAAGACCGCCGCUGAGAUACUUGGCGUGUCUUACGGAACACUCUAUGGCAGAUAUCGCGACAGUUAUGGUUGCCUUAAACAUCCGUAUAGAGUAAGGGAUUUUUGGUCAGAGCCAGGCCCGGCGGAAGUGUUGGCCAAGCUACGAAGGAAAGAAAUCACGUUGUUCCGUGCAGCUGAGUUCCUGAACGUGACCGUCCACACGUUGGCCACCUAUCUGUCGACGCUGCAGGGCCCGGACCGAAUUUCGCUGGCCGGCGACUUGAGCGUGGCGUCCGGUGCCAUCGAUGGUAACAACGAGACGCCGGAGAACAACGAGUCGGUGAACGACAUACUGCAGAAAAUCAACGCGAACGCGGCCACCACAGCGACACCGACCACUUCGACACCCAUCAAGAGAGAAGGAGGUGGUUACAUCGAGGUACCGACGCCCGUCCCGAAACCAGCCACCUCCGUGUUGGAGAACAACCCGGACAUCACGAUCGUGAAGACAGAGAACAUGCCACGCAAACGGGAGUACGCGAAAGUAUCGAACACGGAGAACAACAACGCGAAGUUGAUGAGCGGCGGUGCAGUGAGCGAGGUGACGCAGCAACAGCAGCAGCAACAACAGCAGAAGAUCACCGAUCCGUUGUCGUUGAACAACGACAACAGCAAACCCUAA
Messenger RNA from Heterotrigona itama, 1240 nucleotides. Lineage: Eukaryota; Metazoa; Arthropoda; Insecta; Hymenoptera; Apidae. The record is from the annotation of a GenBank genome assembly.